AAUCACAUAUAAAUAUUCUCUUGAACGCGAACGAAGCCCUCCCCUUCUCCUGGAUCUCCCUUCCCGUCGUAACAGCUUCGCGGGAGGGUAUCUUCCUUCACUCCCAAAUCUUGAUCCCAUCCUCUCCAUCGGAAAACCACUCGCUCGCAAGAAUACCACCAGCGGUUUUCCGGCCAUCAGACCCUAGCCUUUGAGAGGAAACAGCAGCAGGAGAGGCAGUAAACAUGGCGGUUGGUAAGAACAAGAGGAUUUCUAAGGGUAAGAAGGGAGGGAAGAAGAAAGCUGUUGAUCCUUUUGCGAAGAAGGAUUGGUAUGAUAUCAAGGCUCCAUCAGUGUUCAAUACGAGGAACAUUGGGAAAACCCUGGUCUCAAGGACUCAAGGAACCAGGAUUGCUUCAGAGGGUCUCAAGCAUAGGGUGUUCGAAGUAUCCCUUGCAGAUCUCCAGACUGAUGAGGAUCAGGCUUACAGAAAGAUUCGCCUUCGCGCAGAGGACAUUCAAGGAAAGAACGUCCUUACCAAUUUCUGGGGUAUGGACUUUACUACCGACAAGCUUAGGUCGCUAGUAAGGAAGUGGCAGACAUUGAUCGAGGCUCAUGUUGAUGUGAAAACCACUGACAACUACACAUUGAGGAUGUUCUGCAUUGCAUUCACAAAGAGACGCCCAAACCAGGUGAAGCGCACUUGCUAUGCCCAGUCGAGCCAGAUCAGACAGAUUCGUCGCAAGAUGAGGGAGAUUAUGUUAAAUCAAGCUUCAUCCUGUGACCUGAAAGAGUUGGUUGCAAAGUUCAUUCCUGAGUCAAUUGGGAAGGAAAUUGAGAAGGCAACUUCGGGUAUUUACCCUCUCCAGAAUGUGUUUAUCCGCAAAGUUAAAAUCCUGAAGGCACCCAAGUUUGAUCUUGGCAAACUUAUGGAGGUCCAUGGUGACUAUAGCAAGGAGGAUAUUGGUGCUAAGGUGGACAGGCCUGCCGAGGACACUCCUAUGGAAGGGGAACAACAAGAGAUCGUUGGUGCUUAGAUUUAGUCAUGGUGAUGUUUUCAUUUUUCUUAUGCUGAGUUGCUUAGUGACCUGACUAGUUUAUUAUGUUUGGGCAUGUUUAAUUAAUGACUAUCAUGAAUUUUACUGCAAGUAGUAGUUGUUGAACUUGGAAUAUAUUUCUUUGGAAUUUGCUUGUUGAUGCUGUGCGUGCG
Asparagus officinalis (garden asparagus) is the source of this 1189-nucleotide messenger RNA. Its product is annotated as 40S ribosomal protein S3a-like. The transcript is spliced from 8 exons. Gene Ontology annotation, biological process: translation. Gene Ontology annotation, molecular function: structural constituent of ribosome. NCBI's taxonomy places the organism in Eukaryota, Viridiplantae, Streptophyta, Magnoliopsida, Asparagales, Asparagaceae. Bases 225 to 1016 code for a protein of 263 amino acids. The record is from RefSeq and is a predicted model, not a curated record. Gene Ontology annotation, cellular component: ribosome; cytosol.